Messenger RNA from Onychomys torridus (southern grasshopper mouse), 1119 nucleotides. RefSeq names its product C-C chemokine receptor type 2. The record is from RefSeq and is a predicted model, not a curated record. Gene Ontology annotation, molecular function: chemokine (C-C motif) ligand 5 binding; C-C chemokine receptor activity. Bases 1 to 1119 code for a protein of 372 amino acids. NCBI's taxonomy places the organism in Eukaryota, Metazoa, Chordata, Mammalia, Rodentia, Cricetidae. Gene Ontology annotation, cellular component: membrane; cytoplasm. The transcript has a single exon. Gene Ontology annotation, biological process: immune response; G protein-coupled receptor signaling pathway; positive regulation of monocyte chemotaxis.
AUGGAAGACAGUGAUAUGCUACCUCAGAUCAUCCAUGGCAUACUGUCAACAUCUCAUUCUCUGUUUACAAGUAUCCAAGAGCUUGAUGAAGAUGCCACCACACCUUAUGACUAUGAUAAUGGUGAGCCUUGUCAUAAAUACAAUGUGAAGCAAAUUGGCGCCUGGAUCCUGCCCCCACUCUACUCUCUGGUAUUCAUCUUUGGUUUUGUGGGUAACAUGUUGGUCAUUCUCAUCUUGAUAAGCUGCAAAAAGCUGAAGAGCAUGACUGACAUCUACUUGUUCAACCUGGCCAUCUCUGAUCUGCUCUUCCUGCUUACUCUCCCAGUCUGGGCUCACUAUGCUGCAAAUGAGUGGGUCUUUGGAGAUAUAAUGUGUAAAUUAUUCACAGGGCUCUAUCACAUUGGCUAUUUUGGUGGAAUCUUCUUCAUUAUCCUCCUGACGAUUGAUAGGUACUUGGCUAUUGUCCAUGCUGUGUUUGCUCUAAAAGCCAGGACAGUCACUUUUGGGGUGAUGACAAGUGGACUCACUUGGGUGGUGGCUGUGUUUGCCUCUCUCCCAGGAAUUAUAUUUACUAAAUUCAAAGAAGAAUAUUAUCAACACACCUGUGGUCCUUAUUUUCCAUUAAUAUGGAAGAAUUUCCAUGCAAUAAUGAGGAAUAUCUUAAGCCUUGUUUUGCCCCUACUUGUCAUGGUCAUCUGCUACUCAGGAAUCCUCCACACCCUGUUUCGCUGUAGAAAUGAGAAGAAGAGGCACAGGGCUGUAAGACUUAUCUUUGCCAUCAUGAUUGUAUACUUUCUCUUCUGGACUCCCUACAACAUUGUUCUCUUCCUGAACACCUUCCAGGAAUUCUUGGGACUGAGUAACUGUGUGAUUGCCAAUCACUUAGACCAGGCCAUGCAGGUGACAGAGACUCUUGGAAUGACACACUGCUGCAUCAACCCUGUCAUCUAUGCCUUUGUUGGGGAGAAAUUUCGAAGGUAUCUCUCCAUAUUCUUCAGAAAGCACAUUACUAAACAUCUCUGCAAGCAGUGCCCAGUUUUCUACAGAGAGACAGCGGAUCGAGUGAGCUCAACAUUCACCCCUUCCACUGGGGAGCAAGAAGUCUCAGUUGGGUUGUAA